Trichosurus vulpecula (common brushtail) is the source of this 4092-nucleotide messenger RNA. RefSeq names its product WD repeat-containing protein 19-like. Gene Ontology annotation, cellular component: intraciliary transport particle A; cilium. The record is from RefSeq and is a predicted model, not a curated record. Gene Ontology annotation, biological process: intraciliary retrograde transport; cilium assembly. The transcript has 36 exons. Lineage: Eukaryota; Metazoa; Chordata; Mammalia; Diprotodontia; Phalangeridae. Gene Ontology annotation, molecular function: protein binding.
AUGAGCGCAAAGACGCUCAAUGAGCACGAAAUGCAACAAGUGUUUAUUCUCUUAGAAAAGUCUUUGCUUGGUGCUCCUAUACAGUUCAAAUGGCAGAAAGCACAAGGAAAUUACAUUGCAGUUACAGGAGCUGAUAAUACAGUAAAAAUCUUUGAUCGCCAUGGUCUAAAGAAAAAUGAAAUUAGUCUUCAAGGCCCCUGUGUUGCUAUGGAUUGGGAUGUAGAUGGAGAUACAUUAGCAAUAAUUGCUGAAAAAUCUACCUGCAUCUAUUUGUGGGAUGCCAAUACAAAUAAAACUAGUCAGUUGGAUAGUGGCAUGAGGGAUCAGAUGUCCUUUCUGCUCUGGUCAAAAGUUGGAGCCUUACUUGCUAUUGGAACAGUUAAAGGAAACUUAUUUAUAUAUAACCACCAGACUUCUCGCAAAAUUCCUGUACUGGGUAAGCACACUAAACGAAUAACAUGUGGAUGUUGGAGUUCUGAAAACUUACUGGCACUAGGCAGUGAAGAUAAAAUUAUAACAGUUAGUAAUCAGGAAGGUGAUACAAUAAAACAGGUUCUUUUGAAAACAGACCUUAGUGAUAUGCAGUUUUCAAUGAUGAGGAGUGAAAACAGAGCAAUAACAACUGAAAAUACUGUAAGUGUGGUGGUUGGCAAGAAAAAUUUAUUUCUCUUUAAUGUGAAUUGUCCAGAAAAUCCAAUUGAUCUAGGAUUCCAACAGCACUAUGGCAACAUUGUUUGCUAUCAUUGGUUUGGUGAUGGGUACAUCAUGAUUGGUUUUUCACAUGGGUAUGUUGUGGUUAUCUCCACACAUUUUCAAGAAAUUGGUCAAGAGAUCUUUCAAACCCGUGACCACAAAGAUAGCCUAACCAACAUUGCAAUAUCUCAGUCGCUAAAUAAAGCUGCAACAUGUGGAGACAACUGUAUUAAAAUCCAUGAUUUAUCAGAACUGAAGGAAAUGUAUGCCAUAAUAAAUCUGGAUGAUGAAAAUAAAGGUUUAGGUUGUAUGUCUUGGACAGAUGAUGGACAGUUGUUGGCAGUGGCUACACAAAGAGGCUCACUUCAUGUUUUCCUGACAAAACUUCCAGUGCUUGGAGACACUUUUAGUACCCGGAUUGCUUACCUUACCUCCCUCCUUGAAGUAACUGUAGCCAACCCUGUUGAAGGAGAGCUACCAGUCACUGUUUCUGUUGAAGUGGAACCUACCUUUAUUGCAGUAGGUCUUUUUCAUUUGGCUGUUGGGAUGAAUAAUAGAGCCUGGUUUUAUGCACUAGGAGACACAGGUGUCAAAAAACUGAAAGAUAUGGAAUAUCUGGGGACCGUUGUCAGUAUGAGUCUUAAUUCUGAUUAUGCUGCUGUGCUCUUUGAGGGAAAAGUUCAAUUACAUAUGAUAGAAAGUGAAAUUUUGGAUGCUCAAGAAGAAAGAGAAACUCGUCUUUUCCCAGCAACAGUUGAUGAAUACAGAAUUUUGUGUCACACAUUAACUGGUGAUUUUUUGAUCUAUGGUACUGACGCUGGUGUAAUUCAUUAUUUUUACAUUGAAGACUGGCAACAUGUGAAUGAAUAUCGGCAUACUGUCAGUGUUAGAAAGAUUUUUCCAGAUCCAAAUGGGACCAGGUUGGCAUUCAUUGAUGAUAAAAGUGAUGGCUUUCUGUAUUGCCCUGUAAUUGAUGCAGUGUAUGAAAUUCCAAAUUUUCCACCAACCAUCAAAUGCAUUCUUUGGGAAAACUGGUCAAUGGAUAAAGGUGUAUUUGUGGCUUAUGAUGAUGAUAAAGUAUAUACUUAUGUCUUUCAUAAGGAUACUAUACAAGGGUCCAAAGUAAUCUUGGCAGGAGGCACAAAGGUUCCCUUUUCCCAUAAGCCAUUGCUCUUGUAUAAUGGAGAAUUAACUUGCCAGACACAGAGUGGAAAAAUAAACAAUAUCUGCCUUAGCACCCAUAGCUUUCUCAACAAUUUUACAGACUCAAAAAGUAAUGAGCUGAGACAAAUACUGAUGCAAACUUUAAUGCUAAAAAGAUAAAUUUCUUCUGUCUACUAUAGAUUCUCUGAAUCAUGGGAAGUGUGCAAACUUCUGAAUGAAGCAUCUGCUUGGAAUGAAUUGGGCAGUUCCUGUCUGCAUCACAUGGAAGUGGAAUUUGCCACACGUGUGUAUCGUACAAUUAGAAACGUUGGGAUGGUGAUGUCAUUGGAACAAAUAAAAGGAAUAGAAGAUCACAACCUGUUAGCGGGCCAUCUUGCCAUGUUUACCAAUGAUUUCAAUUUGGCACAAGAUCUGUAUCUGGCAUCCAGUUGUCCUGCUGCAGCACUUGAAAUGAGGCGAGAUUUGCAGCAUUGGGACAAUGCACUUCAACUAGCCAAAUGUUUGGCCCCAGACCAGAUUUCAUUCAUAUCAAAGGAGUAUGCUAUUCAAUUGGAAUUUACGGGUGAUUAUGUCAAUGCUUUGGCUCACUAUGAGAAGGGAAUCACUGGAAACAAUAAGUAUCAAGAACAUGAUGAAGCCUGUCAAGCUGGAGUAGCUCAAAUGUCCAUUCGCAUGGGAGAUAUUCGUCGAGGGGUUAAUCAAGCCAUUAAACAUCCUAGCAGACUGCUGAAAAAGGAUUGUGGAGCAAUUCUAGAGAGCAUGAAGCAAUUUUCAGAAGCUGCUCAGUUAUAUGAAAAAGGACAAUAUUAUGAUAAAGCAGCAUCUGUGUAUAUCCGAUGUAAAAACUGGGCAAAAGUUGGUGAGUUACUUCCACAUGUGUCCUCUCCAAAGGUUCACCUACAGUAUGCCAAAUCUAAGGAAGCAGAUGGAAGAUAUAAAGAAGCUGUUGUGGCUUAUAAAAAUGCCAAGCAGUGGGAUAAUGUAAUACGUAUAUAUUUGGAUCACCUCGGUAAUCCUGAAAAAGCUGUUAGUGUUGUCAGGGAGACCCAGUCUCUUGAGGGAGCCAAAAUGGUGGCCAGAUUCUUCCUCCAGCUGGGUGAUUAUGGUUCUGCUAUCCAAUUUCUGGUUAUGUCCAAGUGCAAUAAUGAAGCUUUCACACUGGCCCAGCAGCAUAAUCAGAUGGAACUUUAUGCUGAUAUUAUUGGUUCUGAGGAUACCACUAAUGAAGACUAUCAGAGCAUUGCUUUAUAUUUUGAAGGAGAAAAGAAACAUUUUUCAGCUGGAAAAUUCUUUUUGCUGUGUGGCCAGUAUGCACGGGCUUUAAAACAUUUCCUGAAAUGUUCAAACACAGAAGAUAACCUGGCCAUAGAAAUGGCAAUUGAUACCGUUGGACAGGCAAAUGAUGAAUCACUGACCAAUCAACUCAUAGAUCAUCUCAUGGGUGAAAGUGAUGGCAUGCCAAAGGAUGCCAAAUAUCUCUUUCGUCUGUACAUGGCAUUGAAGCAAUACAGAGAAGCUGCUCAGACUGCCAUAAUAAUUGCCAGAGAGGAGCAAUCUGCUGGAAAUUAUCGAAAUGCCCAUGAUGUUCUCUUCAGUAUGUAUGCAGAACUGAGAAACCAGAAAAUUAAAAUUCCAUCUGAGAUGGCCACAAACCUUAUGAUUCUGCACAGCUAUAUUUUAGUGAAGAUUCAUGUUAAACGUGGAGAUCACUUAAAGGGAGCACGUAUGCUUAUUCGUGUCUCCAAUAACAUCAGCAAAUUCCCAUCACAUAUUGUGCCAAUUCUGACUUCAACAGUAAUUGAAUGUCACAGAGCAGGUUUGAAAAAUUCAGCUUUCAGUUUUGCAGCCAUGUUGAUGAGGCCUGAAUAUCGCAAUAAAAUAGAUAUGAAAUACAGAAAAAAGAUAGAAGCAAUGGUCAGGAGACCAGAUACAUCAGAGACAGAAGAGACAACCACACCAUGCCCAUUUUGUGAAUUCCUUCUCCCUGAGUGUGAACUACUCUGUCCAGGGUGUAAAAAUAAUCUCCCAUACUGCAUUGCAACUGGUAGACAUAUGAUAAAGGAUGAUUGGACCGUUUGCCCUUACUGUGACUUUCCUGCUUUAUAUUCAGAGAUGAGAAUAAUGCUGCAUACAGAAAGCACCUGUCCUAUGUGUUCAGAAACAUUGAACACUGCUAAUAUUAAAAAAAUAGCUGACUGUACACCUUAUCUCAAGCCAGAAGCAGGAGAUCAUUAA